AUGCAGCGGAUUGUGCGUGGUGUGGCGACAAAAGCGCAACAACAGCGCCAAUUGUCGGCUGCUGCAAAUGCGCCGAAAAAAGUUGAGGUUUUCAUUGAUGGAAAGAAGAUUUUGGUCGAUCCAGGAAUGACAAUUUUGCAAGCUUGUGCUCUUGUUGGAGUUGAUAUUCCACGUUUUUGUUAUCACGAUCGAUUGUCGAUUGCUGGAAAUUGUCGAAUGUGUUUGGUUGAAGUUGAAAAAAGUGUUAAGGUUAGAUUUUGAAUUCAUUCAAAAAAAAUAAGUGUCAUAAAAAUAAUAAUUUCAGCCAGUCGCCUCUUGUGCUAUGCCAGUUAUGAAUGGUAUGAAAGUCAAAACGAAUUCGGAUUUUGUUCGCAAAGCUCGUGAAGGAGUAAUGGAAUUCAUGCUCAACAAUCAUCCUUUGGAUUGUCCAAUUUGUGAUCAAGGAGGAGAAUGUGAUCUUCAAGAUCAAGCUGUUGCUUUUGGUUCUGAUCGUGGACGUCUUCAAUCAAGACUUGAUGGUAAACGUGCUGUCGAAGACAAAGAUAUCGGACCACUUGUUAAGACUGUUAUGACACGUUGUAUUCAAUGUACUCGAUGUGUUCGUUUCGCGAAUGAAGUUGCUGCUUUCCCUGAUUUUGGAACAACUGGAAGAGGACAAGAUUUGCAAAUUGGAACUUAUGUUGAAAAGUUCUUCGCUUCUGAAAUGUCUGGAAAUAUCAUUGAUAUUUGUCCAGUUGGAGCUUUGACCAGCAAACAAUACGCGUAAGUUUUUAAAUCUGGACUUAAUUUUUGGAUUUUCAACGAAAUGACGACUUUUUCAAAGUUUUUAGCGAAUCUUAAAAAUUAACUAACUAAGUUUUAAUCAAUUUUUUUAACAGUUUCGUCGCUCGUCCAUGGGAAACUCGCAAAACCGAAAGUGUUGAUGUUUUGGAUGCAACUGGUUCGAAUAUUGUUCUCACUCAUAGAACUGGAGAACUUCUUCGCGUUAUUCCAAAAAUCAAUGAUGUAAGUUGUUUUCACCACAAAAAAUUAAAGUUUAUUAGAUAAUUUGCAGGAUAUCAACGAAGAAUGGAUUGGAGAUCAAUCGCGUUUCGCAGUCGAUGGUCUCAAAGUUCAACGUCUUUUGACUCCAAUGAUUCGCGGAGCCGAUGGACAAUUGAAACCGGCCAGUUGGGAAGAGGCUCUUUUCACCGUUGCUGCUAAACUGAGAGAAACAAGUGCUGAACAAAAAGCGGCGGUUGUUGGUGGUUUGAAUGAUGUUGGUCAGUUUUUUAUCUAAUUUAAUUAUUCCCAGAUUUUUAAUUAAAAAUAAUCACCGAAUAUUAUUUUUUUUCAGAAUCUUUGGUUGCGUUGAAAGAUUUGUUCAACCGUUUCAACAGCGAAAAUGUUAUGACUGAAGAAGAGUUCCCUGAAACUAGCGGUGGUUCCGAUAUUCGUGCCAACUACAUUUUCAACGAUGGAAUUGCUAAUGUUGAAAAUGCUGAUGCUAUUUUGUUGGUCGGAACAAAUCCAAGAUUCGAGGCGCCAACUUUGAACGCGAGAAUUAGAAAAUCGUGAGUUUUUUGGAAACUAUGUAUAUAUUAUGGGGAAAAUGAAUGUUAAUUUUUGUAGAAAAAUAUGCAGAAUUUUUUUUCAAAACAUUUCUUCAAUCAGAACUUUAACUCCUCUAUUAUUGAAAAUUUUUUAAACAUAUUCAAUUUUUGUUUUAAGUAUAUUAAUUUUCUAGAUUCCUCUACUCUGAUGUUCAAAUCGGAGUUAUUGGAUCUGAAAGCGAACUUAACUACGACUACGAUUAUCUUGGUGCAUCUGCAAAAGCAAUCGAUGAUGUUUUGAGCGGAAAAGGAGAAUUCGCAAAAACAUUUGCCAAUGCUAAACAACCAUUGAUUAUUGUUGGAGCACAAGCAUUGAAAGGUGAAGCUGGAGCUGCGAUUCUUGGAAAACUUCAACAAUUGGCUGAUAAAUUGUCAGCUGGUAAAAAUGUUCAAGUUUUGAAUGUUCUUCAAAGAUGGGCUGGACAAACUGGAGCUCUUGAUGUCGGAUAUAAAGCUGGAACAGCUGCACUUCGUAAAACACCAGUCAAAUUUUUGUAUUUGUUGGGUGCUGAUGAAGGAAAAGUUAACAAGUCGAAUUUGGAUCCACAAGCUUUUAUUGUUUAUCAAGGACAUCAUGGAGAUGCUGGAGCACAAAUUGCUGAUGUUAUCUUCCCAGGAGCUGCUUAUACUGAAAAAGAUGGAACUUAUGUUAAUACCGAAGGAAGAUCACAAAGGUAGGAUUUUAUUUGAAGAAAAAACUAGCUGGAGUUUUCUAAACAUAUGAAAUUAGAAAUGAAAUCAAAUUUUCACGUGUUUCUCAGCGUGAAAUUAUUUACGUGGCAAAUGAUAUUUUAUUUCUUUUUUUUUCAGAGGAUAUCCAGCUGUUUCACCACCAGGAGAAGCUCGUGUUGAUUGGAAAAUUAUUCGCGCCGUUUCGGAAGUCGCUGGAAAAUCAUUGCCAUAUAAUGAUUUGAAAGAAAUCAGACAAAGACUUAACGAAGUUAGUUUUUAUGAAACUAAUCAUAUAAAUUUCUAAAAAUUCUAUUUGAGAUCGCUCCACAUUUGGCAAGAUAUCGUGAUAUUGAACCAUCUCCAUUCAUCAAACAAGCUCUUCAACUCGCCCAAACAUCUGGCUCAAUCGAUGUUGAUGUUUCGCCAGCUCUUCGUGAACUCGCUGAUUAUUAUCAAACAAAUGUUAUUUCACGGAAUUCUCGUAGUAUGGCUCAAGCGAAAAAGGCUGCAUUGGAAAAUAAGGAGAAUCCAUAUGCUGAAGCACCAAUUCAUGCACGUUUGUAG
This is a messenger RNA of Caenorhabditis angaria, 2828 nucleotides long. The record is from the annotation of a GenBank genome assembly. NCBI's taxonomy places the organism in Eukaryota, Metazoa, Nematoda, Chromadorea, Rhabditida, Rhabditidae.